AUGUACAGAAAUGAGGUCUAUGGUCAUAUUCCAAAUGCUCAAUAUGAUGAUGCCACGUUUGAAAGAUUGUGGCAAGAUAUUUCGAAACCUUUGAUCAAGUUAUUAGUUAUUCGUAGCGAUAUUGAUGAAUUAAAGGUGACUCCUCUCAGCUCUGAGGAAGAAAGUUAUGUUGAGAAGUUAAAGGAAUGGAAAGAACUAGAAGAUGGUCUUUUGGAAAAAAAUGAUGAUGUGGAAAGAAAAAUUAACGAUAUGGCAAAAGAAUUUAUGAAGCUGCGAGAUACAGUGGCCACUUCAAAUCUCUCGAAAGUCGACCAACUUGCCAAGUUUGACUUCACCGGAAAGAUUGACGGUCUGUGUAAAAGAUUUCAAGAUAGUGCAAGAAAAUGGUUCUUUGAUGAGUUGUCAAGUUGGUUUACUGAUGAAGAAUCUGGAGUUAUGAUCCUGACUGCAGGUCCCGGCGUCGGGAAGAGCGUCUUGUCUGCAAAGGUUUGUGAGCUGUUCAAACAAUGUGGUCAACUCGCCGCAUACCAUUUCUGUGACUUUAGAAAAUCCGAUUAUACCAAACCUUCAAGUAUUCUCCAGUCGCUUGCAAGUCAAAUGUGCGAUAAUGUUGAAGGAUUUCGUGAUAAACUAAUUGAGAUUCUUGGCCAUGAAAAUUCUCGAAACUCGCUAUCGGACGCAUUUCGUGUUCUUUUACACGAUCCACUACAUGCCCUUCACAGACGUAAGCCAAUGUUGAUCGUUGUGGAUGCUUUGGACGAAAGCAAAACUGAUGACAAAAGUGAGUUUUUGGAGUUGAUAUCCGAUGAAUUUCCUGAACUGCCAAAAUGGAUGAAGAUACUCAUUACGAGUAGACCAGAGCUGCAAGUAAAAAAGAAACUUGAACAUUUCAAUCCUGUGGAAAUCCAUCCUGAUGACUACGAUCACGAGCAGGACCUAAAGCAUUUUUUUCGUGGUAGUUUGCCCAACCUAAGUGAAGAUAACAUAAUUGCGCUAGUCCGAAAUUGUGAGGGAUCCUUUUUGUACGCUUACUACCUGGUGAAAGAGUUAAAGGAAAUGAAUUUCGUAGACGAGGCCAACAUAAGUGAUUAUGCCCCCAAAGGAAUUUCUGGGUUCUACGAAAAACAGUUCAAGCACUUGAGAGCAGGCCUCCAAGGUUUUAAACCAAAUAUUUUGAAGGGUUUUGUUAAUAUUGUUUCUGCAUCAAAGGCACCUCUUCCAAUUAAGAUUCUUUUUGAAUGCAUAUAUUUGUCGGAUGAGGAGUAUGAAAUACGUAACGCAAUUAGCAAUAUAAUAUCUGAAAUUCUUCCAGUUUACAACGAUUGUUUAACUGUCUAUCAUAAGUCGUUGACGGAUUGGUUGACGUUAGACGGGUAUGAGGAGCAUGCAUUUGCAGCAGAUAUUGCUGAGGGAACUAAAUGUCUCUGGCAGGCUUGUAAGAGAAUAUACAGAGAGAUAGAUUUUCAGAAAACUGUUUCCGAUUUUGAAUUAACUCGUGAAAGAGAAUAUGCUUUGGAGAAUGGCGGGGAAUAUUUGGUGUUUGUUGGUGACACAGAAGAUUUUCAUUGGUUGGUGCAUGUCAGGCUAAAUGCUUUAAAACUUGAGUUUUGCGAUAAUUUUAAUGUUGAUUUUUGCCGUAUUCUCAGGAUGUAUAAAACUAUACUUACUGAGCAACUUUAUUUGAGCAUUGUCCAACAUUAUUAUAUCUCGAAGAUUUUCAGGAGCAUGAGCAUCCUUGAAUCUGAAUAUCUAACGUUUCGUUUCGUUUACUUGCAAUCAAUUGCUAACGGGUAUUUUGAUUUUCUGAAAAAAAGUAUUGGUUGUAAAAGUAGUGCUAGACAUGUCUUGGAUGAAGCAGUUGAGAUGUGGUUGGAGAAAGUGACCAAUGUAAACGGUUCUGAUUAUAGAAUUAUUUCCAAUGCCGUAUUUUCAGAUAAAUUACGUCACAUCGUGUCCUCACCAGACAAUAAGCUACUGGUUUGCUUAUACUUAAACUUGAAAGUAGCAGUCUUUGAAUUACCAAGUCUUACAAUAAUUUUUGAGCUUGAAUUAAAGCAAGCGGAAUUAAGUCAAAAGGAUUACAUGCAUCAUUCAAUUCUUACAUUUUCUCCAGAUUCAUCAUAUUUUCUAUGCAAUUCAAUUAGGUCUUGCGUCUGUAUUAGAAAAAGAAAAGAAGAGAGCUUUAUCCCACAUGGCCCUGCAAAUAUCGAAUCCUGUUCAUUUUCUUCAUGUGGAUUAAAACUUAUUACAGUAGAAAAAAGUUUAGGUGGAGUGUACAAUAGCAUUGUUAAAGUGUGGGAUGUGAAAAAGAAAGAUGUGUUAGUACAAGUUGAGAUGACUUCACCCGUUGCUGUUAGCUAUUGUUGUUUUAGUAGCUGUAACGCGUAUAUUUUUGGAAUCAGAAGAUAUGAAUGUUAUUUGUUUAUUUGGGAUUCAGCAACGUUAAAAGAAUUGGGAAUUAAGCGGUUAUGCUCUGAUACUUGCUUUACAGAUAAAGAUAAGUAUCAAACUUUUCCACGAGAAAUUCCGCUUAAACACACAUUUAUUGAGCGUUGCCAUUUCCACUUGCCGAGUGGCGAAAUAAUUUGCGUAAUACCUGCUAGUUGUUGUACAAAGUCAUUUACAUGGAAAAAUAGAAAGUGUGUAGCUUUCUCGAUCCCUUCUUCCACUUUGGUAGUGUAUGACUUUAUCAACCAAGACGUUAUUGAUAGGUUUAAGAUCGAUUGUUUGCCUUGUGGCACUCGUAUAAAUUGCUUAUCGAAAUUAAAUGCGACAAAUUUCCUUGUUUGCCUUGAUUCAAUACUUGUAGUUAUUCUGUCAUUUACAACUACUGAAGAAUCUUCUGUUGCAGAUUUCGUGAACAGUGUUGUUAAAUGUUGUACGGUAUCUCCAGACAAUUUGUAUAUCGCUUGCUGUUACGAAAACUGUAUUUUGACAAUCAUGAGUGUCAAUAAUGGAGAAACAUUGCAAAAUGUUGUACUGCAACAUCCACCGGAAGCUUGCUGGUGGUCAGAGUCGUAUCUUUGGGUGGUUUGUAGAGGUGUAGUCGUUAAAUAUUCUUAUGACUCGACAAACACGACAGUCUUGGGAAACAAUCUCAAGGAAUGCGAUAUAAAUUUUCACACGGUCCUGAAAUUUGCAGAAGGUGUUCUUGUCGUCUCCCUCAAUAAGGAAAGAGAAAUUUCUAUUUUUAAAAUUUGUAACGAAAAGCUCUGUUCUCAGCAAUGUCCUAAAUCAAUAUUUGCCAGUUCUGUAGCAAUAAGUUCAGAUCGGUGUGCUGUUCUGUUAUAUCGCUGGGCGUUUUCAAGUUAUCAACUAUGGGAAGCGGGAUGUGAGAACAGGUGGGAAUUGCAUUCCGCUGGAAAAUUGGAUAAUCUGAAGACUGAGGUGGAUUCGCUGUAUUUAACUGGCUUACAGAACCACCGAAGUUCCCUGUGGCUAAUACAGGACGAUAACGACGACUUUUUCGCCGGGGACUUUUCGUUAGGUCGCAUUGACUUCUCAAUCGGGACACCGUGCUUACAUUCAAUUGCUAGUUUUUGGUCAUUUACUGCAAUAAAGGCUUGCUAUGUGCCGUCUAACUUUGUGCUUAUUUUUUUGCCCAAAUGUUUGCAUGUUGUUAACAUAUCAAAAGGUGCAACCAUUGCGAAG
Messenger RNA from Paramuricea clavata, 3651 nucleotides. The record is from the annotation of a GenBank genome assembly. Lineage: Eukaryota; Metazoa; Cnidaria; Anthozoa; Malacalcyonacea; Plexauridae.